AUGAGAAGCAACAUCCGCGCCAAGGUUGCUUACGCCGAGGAGAAGGCAGAGCAGGAAGCCCCGAAUGCUUCAAAGGCACAUGCAAAAAGCUCAGGAUCAGGAAACAAUCAAAAGGGUCAAGGCUCCUUGCUGCGCAGCUGUUCUGACAAGAAGACUGUCCACAGGAAUGGUUUGAGCAGUUUGUCACUCGCUUAA
This is a messenger RNA of Penicillium subrubescens, 195 nucleotides long. RefSeq lists its product as uncharacterized. Bases 1 to 195 code for a protein of 64 amino acids. NCBI's taxonomy places the organism in Eukaryota, Fungi, Ascomycota, Eurotiomycetes, Eurotiales, Aspergillaceae. The transcript has a single exon. The record is from RefSeq and is a predicted model, not a curated record.